Molecule: messenger RNA, 1467 nt
Organism: Morus notabilis
Lineage: Eukaryota; Viridiplantae; Streptophyta; Magnoliopsida; Rosales; Moraceae
Exons: 2
Coding region: 289-1467 (392 amino acids)
Source: RefSeq, a predicted model, not a curated record
CAGUGUGAAACUGUCAUUAUAUAUACAAGUAUAAGGAUUUGGUCAAAACCAUUUGCCCCUCAGAAAAGUUGUUUCAAAGCUGUUUUUGUAUACAAGAAGCAAUUCAUUCAUGCACAAGACUUGAGCCGAACGCCAGGGCCUAGUAGGCCAGUAGCUAGAACGUCCCUCUUAAAGCUUCCUUAUUAUAUAUAUACGCUUCUUCUGUUCCGGCAUUUUCCAUCCCAUCAUUCUUAGAAAGCAUUGAAUACAUACACAAGGAGAAGAGGAAAUUGCCGUACAGCAAAAAAGAUGGCUAGAAGAAAGUCCUAUGUCUUAGUGGCUUUCCUUUUUGUGUUGCUUGCCAUGCAAAUGGCUAUCUUUGUUCAAGCCGACGACAAUGGAAAGGGCGAUGGCGGUAAGAAAGGAAACGACAAUGGAAACAACAAAGGUAACGGUGGGAAUAACAAAGGCAACAAGGAUGGAGACAAGGGCAAGGACAAGGACAAGGGCAAGGACAAGGGCAAGGACAAGGGCAAGGGCAAGGACAAGAAUAAGGAUGCUUCAACCGACUAUAAGAUGUUGGAGAGUUCGGCAUCUGGACAAGAACGAGCGAAGUGCAAGAAAAGCGGAAAAUGUAAGUCCAAGACACUUACAUGCCCUGCAGAAUGCCCUCAUAGAAAGCCUAAGAACAACAAGAAGAAGAAAGGUUGUUACGUUGACUGUAACAGCAAGUGUGAAGUCACUUGCAAGUAUAGAAAACCAAACUGCAAUGGAUAUGGCUCUCUCUGCUACGAUCCACGCUUUGUUGGCGGUGACGGUGUGAUGUUCUACUUCCAUGGAGCUAAAGGAGGAGAUUUCGCUAUUGUUUCAGAUGAGAACCUCCAAAUAAAUGCACACUUUAUUGGUUUAAGACCACAAGGACGGACCCGGGACUUCACAUGGGUUCAGGCGCUUUCUGUCAUGUUCGACACACACACUCUUGUUAUCUCCGCAAAGAGAGUCUCACGCUGGGACGACCGUGUCGACGCUCUGAUGGUGAAGUGGGAUGGGGAAUCAGUGAACGUUCCUACUGAUGGAGAGGCUGAAUGGAGGGCUUAUUGCGAGGAGCGACAAGUGGUGGUGGAAAGAACAGAUGAUUUCAACUGCGUUAGAGUGACAGUGGGUGGCCUAGUGGAGAUGGACAUAAAAGUGAGGCCUAUUGGGGAACAGGAAAACAGGGUUCACAACUACCAAAUACCAUCUGAUGACACUUUUGCUCAUUUGGAGACACAGUUCAGGUUCAACAAUCUGUCUGAUCUUGUUGAAGGAGUUUUGGGAAAGACUUACAGGCCAGGGUAUGUGAGCCCUGUCAAGAUUGGAGUUCCCAUGCCAAUGAUGGGUGGGGAGGACAAGUACCAAACCCCAUCUCUCUAUUCUCCGAUCUGCAAUGCCUGCAGGUUCCAAAGGCCAUCUGGGUCUGCUACCAAUGGUGGAGUUGCUCAAUACUGA